AUGAAUCGCGAAGGAGGAAAAAAGAAACCAUUAAAACAACCUAAGAAGCAAGCAAAGGAAAUGGAUGAGGAGGAUCUUGCUCUUAAGCAGAAGCAAAGAGAAGAGCAGAAGAAACUUGCCGCUGCUAAGCAAAUUGCUCAGAAGGGUCCACUCGGCACCGGCAAAAACAAGAUUUCUAAAUAA
Messenger RNA from Mesocestoides corti, 183 nucleotides. Lineage: Eukaryota; Metazoa; Platyhelminthes; Cestoda; Cyclophyllidea; Mesocestoididae. The record is from the annotation of a GenBank genome assembly.